Molecule: messenger RNA, 819 nt
Organism: Plasmodium cynomolgi strain B
Lineage: Eukaryota; Apicomplexa; Aconoidasida; Haemosporida; Plasmodiidae
Exons: 2
Coding region: 1-819 (272 amino acids)
Biological process (GO): protein transport
Source: RefSeq, a predicted model, not a curated record
AUGUGUUUGAUCUUUUUUUUUUGUAUAUAUAUGCUUCAUGCUUUGAAAGGCUUGAAAAUAAACACAAGAGAUAAAAGGGGUAUACGCUUAUUAGUAACUAACGAUAGAAUGUAUAAGAGAAGGCUACGCGAAAGAAACCUAUGCUUAUUAAGGAAUAAAAUAAAUUUCAACUUUUGGAAGAAGAAAUAUCAUGAGAGGUCCAUAGAUGAAAAGCUGAAAGUCAUCCCAGUGUACAUAUUAACAAAUUAUAAUAAUUCGCCAUACAUAUUUCACGAAAAUGAAAAACAAGUGUGUUACCUUUUUCUAUGUCCGUACGAUGCUGAGAGUAUGCUGAGCGAUAUAAUAAAUAGCAAUGGGGUGAGAAAUGCCAAGAAUAUAAAAAUACAUUACUUGAGUAUGGAGAAGGCUUAUCAGCUGAUAAACGAAUUUUUACUUUUGAAAAAAGCAGAAAAGAGAAAUCCUCAUGUGGGCAAAAAUAAUGUCUGCUGGAAAUUAAUGCCGUCAAGGAGACAAAUUCAAAAUGCGCUUUUAUUUUUAUCCUUUAAAAAAAGAAGCGAACUGGUAUGUCCUAUUUUUUAUGUAGACGGGUAUUACCUACAACGGGAUUCCAAAGACAUUGUUCCUUUGUUUUUCGAUAUGGAGGAUUUGAAGAGCGCAAUUGAAAAAACGCCCUUGAAACAUUACAAAAUUAAGGUCCUAAAUUUUGUCGACGUGAUCUUUUCGGACGAUCACAAGAAGUUCGGAUUCAUACCCAGUUCGAAGAGUGUGGCGUACUUGGACAGGUUGAAGAAGAUUGGAGUGAGGAAAUCGUACUUUUAA